Messenger RNA from Lactuca sativa (garden lettuce), 1068 nucleotides. RefSeq lists its product as uncharacterized. The record is from RefSeq and is a predicted model, not a curated record. Lineage: Eukaryota; Viridiplantae; Streptophyta; Magnoliopsida; Asterales; Asteraceae.
AUGGCAGAAAAGAGAAGUAGAGCUAGUUGGUCUUCGGAUUUUGUGAACAAAACUUUUCUUGAUGCAUGUAUACAAGAACUAACAAGUAAUGGUCGGGAGGGUAGUGGUCUUAAAGGUACCUCAUGGAAUACAAUAGCUAAAAAACUAAAAAAAGAACAUGACUUUGUUGUUGACAAAAAACAAAUGAAAUAUCGUUAUGACUAUUUGAAAAGCAAGUAUGCAGUUUGGUUGAAAUUAAAAAACAAAACUGGGAAUCUCUAUAAUCCUAUAACAAACACGUUUCAAAUGACGGAUGAAGAGUGGAAAGCGGAGGCGAAGUUGAACAAGAUGGUUGAGAAAUUAAGAAAUGCACCCCUCCUUUACCCUGAGCUAUGCACCCAGUUGUUUGACGGUGCGACCUCGACUGGUGCUGCUAGUUGGGGACCAUCUUCGACACUCCCUCAUCCUGCAGAAGCCUUUACUACACAAGAUUAUGAUGAUAUCGAGAUGGUAGAUACAGCACCUCAAAUGGAUAUCCCAGCCUCAACUUCAACAGUACCCCCACCUACAAGUGCAUCACAUGCAAGUGUAGAUUCGUCUGUUCGGUCCAAAAACAAAAGAGGAAAACGAAAUGCAUCCACAGACACACUAGAUGAUGACAUAAGAGAGGUUGGCAAGGAAAUUAUGAAGGCGGCUCAGGCAUUUGCGCAAACUCAUAAUCUUGACAAGGAGAUGGAUGAAUGUAUUGAAAAAUUGAAAGUCUUGGAGUGGGGAAGUUCUGAUCCGAAAUACAUCACUGUUCUUAUGUUGUUCGCUGAAAAUGCUGGUAACAGGAAAAUUUGGUUACGCCUCGAGUCUUCGACUUGUGAGUUGUGGGUGAAAAGUGCGGGAAAGAAUUUUGGAUUACUUGGUUGACGUUAGUAUGACUUUAGGAUGUUUUUGUCUUUAUGCUUUAUGGAUUUAUAUUAUGGUACAUGUUAUGGAUUUUUAUGUGUACGAUUGUUACGUGUUAUGUUUAGGAUUUUUAAGCUUAGGUUGUUUAUGUGUUAUGUUUAGGAUUGUUAUUUGGUAUUGACUUUUAUGUUAUGG